GCGGGGAGCUGCGGCGGGGCCCUAGACCGCGGGAGUCUCGGGCACUUGCUGGCGUGUGCUGGGGCUCCAGAGGCCGCCGGCGCGUGGACGGCCGGCGUCAGGCCUGAGCGGUGGGAGGGCUCAGCCGGGGCCUGGCCCUCGGGUUUCCCACCGCGAGGGCGGAGCUGCGCUGGAGCCCCCUCACUUGGAGGGCCGAGGGCCCCUGUGGCACGCAGGCCGUUUCUCUGAGGGGAUUGGAAACGUGGCGCGAUGAGGAGCCGGAGUAACUCUGGGGUCCGACUGGAUGGCUACGCUCGGCUGGUGCAUCAGACCAUCCUGUGCCAUCAGAAUCCAGUGACUGGCUUGCUUCCAGCCAGCUAUGAUCAGAAGGAUGCCUGGGUCCGAGAUAAUGUGUACAGUAUCUUGGCUGUGUGGGGUUUGGGCCUGGCCUACAGGAAGAAUGCAGACCGGGAUGAGGAUAAGGCAAAGGCCUAUGAACUGGAGCAGAGUGUAGUGAAGCUGAUGAGGGGCCUGCUGCACUGCAUGAUCAGACAGGUGGAUAAAGUAGAAUCCUUCAAGUAUAGUCAGAGUACCAAGGAUAGCCUCCACGCCAAGUACAAUACCAAAACCUGUGCCACUGUAGUGGGUGAUGACCAGUGGGGACACCUGCAGUUGGAUGCUACCUCCGUGUACCUGCUGUUCUUAGCGCAAAUGACUGCCUCAGGACUUCAUAUCAUCCACAGUCUAGAUGAAGUCAAUUUCAUACAGAACCUUGUGUUUUACAUUGAAGCUGCAUAUAAAACUGCUGACUUUGGGAUAUGGGAACGUGGAGACAAGACCAACCAAGGGAUCUCAGAAUUGAAUGCCAGUUCAGUUGGCAUGGCAAAGGCAGCCCUGGAAGCAUUGGAUGAACUGGACCUGUUUGGUGUGAAAGGUGGGCCCCAAUCAGUUAUCCAUGUCCUGGCUGAUGAAGUACAACACUGCCAGUCUAUCCUUAAUUCGAUACUCCCCCGCGCUUCCACAUCCAAAGAGGUAGAUGCUAGUCUGCUUUCAGUUAUUUCCUUCCCAGCCUUUGCAGUAGAGGAUGGCCAGUUGGUAGAGCUCACAAAGCAAGAAAUCAUCACCAAGCUUCAGGGGCGUUAUGGUUGCUGUCGCUUUCUACGAGAUGGAUAUAAAACUCCUAAAGAGGAUCCCAGUCGCCUAUAUUAUGAACCAUCUGAGCUGAAGUUAUUUGAAAACAUUGAGUGUGAAUGGCCACUGUUCUGGACAUACUUUAUCCUCGAUGGGGUCUUCAGUGGCAAUGCGGAACAGGUUGAAGAAUAUAGAGAGGCUCUUGAAGCAGUCCUCAUCAAGAGCAAAAACGGAGUCCCACUCUUGCCAGAGCUGUACAGUGUUCCUCCAGACAGGGUUGAUGAAGAAUAUCAAAAUCCUCACACUGUGGACCGAGUCCCCAUGGGGAAGUUGCCUCAUAUGUGGGGUCAGUCUCUGUACAUCUUAGGAAGUUUGAUGGCAGAGGGAUUUUUAGCUCCUGGAGAAAUUGAUCCCCUGAAUCGAAGGUUUUCUACAGUACCAAAGCCAGAUGUUGUGGUUCAAGUUUCCAUUCUAGCUGAGACAGAAGAAAUCAAGGCCAUUUUGAAGGACAGGGGAAUCGAUGUGGAGACCAUUGCUGAGGUAUACCCUAUCAGAGUACAACCAGCCCGCAUUCUCAGCCACAUUUAUUCCAGCCUAGGAUGCAACAGUAGAAUGAAACUCAGUGGACGACCCUACAGGCAUAUGGGAGUCCUUGGAACUUCAAAACUCUAUGACAUUCGGAAAACUAUCUUCACCUUCACUCCACAGUUCAUAGACCAGCAACAGUUCUACCUGGCUCUGGACAACAAGAUGAUAGUAGAAAUGCUUAGAACAGACCUCUCCUACCUCUGUAGCCGCUGGAGGAUGACAGGCCAACCCACCAUCACCUUCCCCAUCUCACAUACCAUGCUUGAUGAAGACGGAACCAGCUUGAAUUCAAGUAUCCUAGCAGCACUCCGAAAAAUGCAGGAUGGCUACUUUGGUGGAGCAAGGAUUCAAACAGGUAAAUUGUCGGAGUUUUUGACAACGUCUUGCUGCACACAUUUGAGCUUCAUGGAUCCUCGACCUGAGGGUAAGCUGUACAGUGAAGAUUAUGAUGAUAACUACAAUGAGCUGGAAUCUGGUGACUGGAUGAACGGCUCUGAUUCAACCCGUAAUGCUCGCUGUGGUGAUGAAGUUGCUCGUUAUUUAGAUCACCUUUUGGCACACACUGCUCCCCAUCCUAAACUAGCCCCUACCUCACAGAAGGGAGGGCUAGAUCAGUUCCAAGCUGCUGUGCAAACAACCUGCGAUUUAAUGUCCUUGGUGACCAAGGCCAAGGAGCUGCAUGUACCGAAUAUUCACAUAUAUCUUCCUACAAAGAUAUUUCAGGCUUCCCGACCUUCAUUCAACUUACUUGACUCGCCUCAUUGCCCACGAGAGGACCAGGUUCCCUCUGUUCGUGUAGAAAUACAUCUUCCUAGAGACCAGUCUGGGGAGGUGGACUUCAAAGCACUGGUUUUACAGUUGAAGGAGACCUCCAGCUUACAGGAGCAAGCUGACAUCCUUUACAUGCUGUAUACUAUGAAAGGACCAGACUGGGACACUGAAUUAUAUGAUGAAGUGGGUACGACAGUCCGAGAGCUGCUUACUGAACUGUAUGGCAAAGUUGGAGAAAUUCGUCACUGGGGCCUGAUCCGAUACAUCUCGGGAAUCUUAAGAAAGAAGGUGGAAGCACUUGAUGAGGCCUGCACAGCUCUUCUCUCCCACCAGAAACAUUUGACAGUGGGACUCCCUCCAGAACCUCGAGAGAAGACCAUCUCUGCACCUCUGCCCUAUGAAGUGCUCACUCAGCUGAUAGAUGAAGCCAGUGAAGGGGACAUGAGCAUCUCAAUCCUUACACAGGAAAUAAUGGUAUAUCUAGCCAUGUAUAUGCGAACUCAGCCUGGUCUCUUUGCUGAAAUGUUUCGACUUCGAAUUGGUCUAAUCAUACAAGUUAUGGCAACAGAACUGGCCCACUCCCUUCGAUGCUCAGUUCGUCCCACCGAUUCAAAUGUUAGCCCUGCUAUUUCUAUCCACGAGAUUGGUGCUGUUGGGGCAACCAAAACAGAACGAACUGGGAUAAUGCAGUUAAAAAGUGAGAUAAAGCAGGUGGAAUUUCAUAGACUAUCUAUCUCAACUGAGAGUCAGUCCAGUGGUGGUCAUCCCUUGGGUAUAGAUUUGAUGUCACCGUCUUUUCUGUCACCUGGAACACCUGUGGCUUCAAGUAGUCGGUCCUUUCCUCGUGCAUAUGCUCAACAGACAUCUAAAGAUAAUCGUCAAGGUCAGUGGCAACGCCGAAGAAGGCUAGAUGGAGCACUGAACAGAGUCCCAGUUGGAUUUUAUCAAAAAGUAUGGAAAGUUUUACAGAAGUGUCACGGACUCUCUGUGGAAGGUUUUGUGCUUCCUUCUUCAACCACUAGAGAGAUGACUCCAGGCGAGAUUAAAUUCUCUGUUCAUGUGGAGUCUGUCCUGAAUCGCGUACCUCAGCCCGAGUACCGCCAGCUUCUGGUUGAAGCCAUCCUUGUCCUCACUAUGAUGGCAGAUAUUGAAAUUCAUAGCAUAGGAAGCAUCAUUGCCGUGGAAAAAAUAGUGCAUAUUGCUAAUGACUUGUUCCUUCAAGAACAGAAAACCCUCGGUGCAGAUGAUACCAUGUUGGCCAAGGAUCCCGCGUCUGGCAUCUGUACUCUUCUGUAUGACAGUGCACCCAGUGGCAGGUUUGGCACCAUGACCUACCUCUCCAAGGCAGCCGCCACCUACGUGCAGGAGUUCCUGCCCCACAGCAUCUGCGCCAUGCAGUGAGGCCUUUGGGCCCUGGCUGCUGGGAGCCUUUUGACAGCUCGUUCCUGCCUCGGUUGAUUGUGCAUGAGACUGAAACGUGUUGGCCUGAUCACUCCUCCCCUGCCCCUUUCCACCCCAUCCCACCCAAGAGGAGUGAACGUUUUCGACAAACUAAUUGCUUUAGAAGUGAACCCUGGCCUGGGGGAACAUGCUCCCCACCAGGCACUCCAUCGUAGGCCUUAAUUCUUUCAUAGUUCCUGAGAGUUUGCAUGUGUUUUUAUUCUCUAGGUCUGUUACAAAUGUAGUUUUCUAACUACUGUUUGGAGAGCAGGUAUUAAUAAUAACUUACUACUAAAGUUUGGUUUUUCUCAUGUGUA
Messenger RNA from Leptonychotes weddellii (Weddell seal), 4226 nucleotides. The record is from RefSeq and is a predicted model, not a curated record. NCBI's taxonomy places the organism in Eukaryota, Metazoa, Chordata, Mammalia, Carnivora, Phocidae.